Ipomoea triloba (trilobed morning glory) is the source of this 1722-nucleotide messenger RNA. RefSeq names its product WD-40 repeat-containing protein MSI4-like. Gene Ontology annotation, biological process: regulation of gene expression. Lineage: Eukaryota; Viridiplantae; Streptophyta; Magnoliopsida; Solanales; Convolvulaceae. Gene Ontology annotation, molecular function: histone binding. Gene Ontology annotation, cellular component: nucleus. The record is from RefSeq and is a predicted model, not a curated record. The transcript is spliced from 15 exons. The coding region runs from base 1 to 1494 and encodes 497 amino acids.
AUGGAAACACCUCCUCCUCCUCCUCAGCAACAGCAGCCGCGAAAGCGUGGCCGGCCGAAGGGCUCAACCAACAAGCCCAAGGAGGACAGAGAACGCGAUUCGCAUCCUUCCGGCGGCGCCACCUCUAGGAAGCGAGGCGGGGCCGGCGGUGGCAAGAAGGCCGGCGGUGGUGUUGAUGAGAAGUACGCUCAGUGGAAGUCGCUGGUUCCGGUCCUCUACGACUGGUUCGCUAAUCAUAACCUUGUCUGGCCUUCCCUCUCUUGCCGAUGGGGUCCUGUGAUUGAGCAGCAUAGUCACAAAAAUUGCCAGCGUCUUUACCUUUCUGAACAGACAGAUCAAUCAGCACCAAACACUUUGAUUAUAGCUAACUGUGAUGUGGUUCGGCCCAGAAUUGCAGCAGAGAAUCACAUAGCACAUUUCAAUGAAGAAGCACGCUCACCAUAUGUCAAAAAGUACAAAACUAUUAUCCACCCAGGAGAGGUGAACAGAAUCAGGGAGCUUCCUCAGAAUAAAAACAUAGUGGCUACCCACACUGAUAGUCCUGAAGUUCUGAUAUGGGACAUUGAAGCUCAACCUAAUCGGCAGGCUGUUCUUGGAGCUGCUGUGUCACUCCCAGAUUUGACAUUGACUGGACAUCAAGAUAAUGCAGAAUUUGCUCUGGCAAUGUGCCCCAUUGAGCCCUUUGUACUCUCUGGAGGAAAGGACAAAUAUGUGGUCUUGUGGAGUAUUCAGGAUCACAUAUCAACAUUGGCCACAGACACACAGAAGUCUGUAGGAUCGGCAGGCUCAUCUAUUAUGGCUGUUAAUAAUCCUUCUAUUGGAGCCCGUGGAAUCUUUCAAGGGCAUGAGGAUACUGUUGAAGAUGUUCAGUUCUGCCCAUCAAGUUCUCAGGAAUUUUGUAGUGUUGGUGAUGAUUCGUGCCUCAUCCUAUGGGAUGCUCGAGUUGGUCCUAAUCCUGCUGUAAAGGUUGAAAAAGCUCAUAAUGCAGAUCUUCACUGUGUUGACUGGAAUCCUCAUGAUGACAAUCUUAUAAUAACUGGCUCUGCAGAUAAUUCUGUCUGCUUGUUUGAUAGACGUAGUUUAACUUCAAAUGGAGUUGGUUCACCAAUUCAUAUAUUUCAACAUCACAAAGCGGCAGUUCUUUGUGUGCAGUGGUCUCCAGAUAAGUCAUCUGUUUUUGGGAGUUGUGCAGAGGAUGGUCGACUUAAUAUUUGGGAUUAUGAGAAGGUUGGUGAGGAUACUGAGACACCUGCUGCUGGCUUAUUUUUCCAGCAUGCUGGGCACAGGGAUAAAGUUGUAGACUUCCAGUGGAAUGCAUCUGAUCCAUGGACAAUUGUUAGUGUAUCCGAUGACUGUGACUCUACUGGUAGAGGCGGUGGCACGCUGCAGAUAUGGCGGAUGCUUGAUUUGCUGUAUCGGCCUAAAGAGGAAGCUUUGGCUGAGCUCCAAAGGUUCAAAGACCAUAUUAGCAACUGUACUUCCUACCAAGCCUGAGCUGAGACUCCUGACUAACAGUAUUACUGUUAAUUGGUAAUAACCCCAUAGCCCAUAGGUCAUAGCUAGUAUUAGCUGCAGUCAAGUCUGUGAAUUAUAGGAUUGGCGGUUGAGAUUCUCAUAACAGCCAGAUUGUCUACCAAAUUUACCCACUCCGAUAAGUCUUGAAUUUUAUCAAUUUAUUGAUUGAGAUAUUAUUGAGAGAGAAAUUGCAUUUGCACUUGAAAA